AUGAAUAAAAAAGGUUAUCGGAAGGAAUUUCGAACUAGUAGGGAAGAAGGUGGCGCAAGCAUUUCGCAAUUUGCAGCUAGAUUAAGUAGUUAUUUUGACCGAUUGGUAGAGCUGUCUGAAGUUGGUAGGAGCUUUGAUGGAACUAAGGACUUAGUGAUGAGAGAUCAAUUGACUAGUACUUUUGGUAAUGAGUUGUCCAUUUUUAUAGGUGAAAGGUCACCCAAGUCAGGUAAGGAAAUGCCUGAAUUAGCUGAUAAGUUUAGAGAUGCACAUGGACAGACAGGUGGUAUAAAUCAGAAAUCUAGCAGUUUCAGCAAGGCAGUCAGAAAGGGCAGCUCAAUGGAAACUCCGUCUUUCGACACAGUAUCACAGGGGUCUGACUUGUCUACUGGGAGCGGGCAAUCCGCCACCUCAACGGAUCCCAUCUAUCAAUAUGGAACACCAGAUGGAAAAAUUGAAACACGGCGUUUCUCUCACCCUGCAUUCAGUAGAGGGAAACAAUAUGCACUGAAACGAAAUCGAUCUAUCCGGACUCGUGCUAAAGUAUGGGGUCUUGGAUUAGUGGUUACUUUAGUAACUCUGGGCAUUGCAUCCGGCGUAACGUUCUACAUUAUAAAUAUGCAGAAUAAAUCGACGCCCACUUCGUCGGUAGGCGUCACAAAUGAUGAAGGAGACAAAGAGGAGGUACAUCGACUAAGGACUUCUACUCCUGGGUUACAGGCACUGUCCUCACAACGACUGAGUUCAACGACAAAGGUGGAGACUACCACAGCAAGUAUACAGAAAACAACGACGACAAACGUAGUACAUAGUACCGAACUCCCCGAAACAAACCAUCCAACUCCAUCUGCUCGCUCGUUUCCUUUGCCAGCAACUGACGUAUCGUUGGGCGCGUCCCCAUCGUCUUUUAGGUCAACGUCACCCGUCAGUCAAACGUCGCCGGAUAUAUCGAUGUCGUCUACUAUAGCUCGACAACUACCCAUUGACACAACACAAGAUUCUGCACCUAUAACAACAGUGUCUGGAAACGAUAAAGACAACGAAGAACGCGAAGACAGGCCAAAGUCUGGACCACAGGUCGAUCCUUUUCGACAGAAUAUUACUGCAUCGGAGGGCGAUACAGUUGAUUUGGAAUGCGUAAUAUCAGGUGUAACGGAUUCACAUUUUUUGUCGUGGGUACGCUUUUGGGGGCUAUGGGACCGAGACCCUGACGUCAUUUCUUUUAAUGAUCAACUAGUCGUCGACGGUAGUGAUCCAAACAUACCAAACAGUCCGCCAAGGUAUUUUCUCACUCGCACGUCUACUAGGUACUCUAUCAGAAUACAGCCCGUUGAUUUAACAGAUGAAGGAAAAUGGGAAUGUUCGAUUAUCGGAACUGAUCAAAAAGAAGCUGUCUGGCUGUCUAUGCAUUCUCCUGGUUACACAGAGUAUUCUACUUUGACGAGUACUCACUGCCCUGAAUUCCAGUGUUACUACAGCAACGAAUGCUUCCCUUGGUCAUAUGUAUGCGACUAUUAUACUGAUUGUAACGACGGAACCGAUGAAUCUAACUGUUAUUCCACCUCUUACCCAGGCACUUGCCCUUCGGGAUAUCAGUUCUGCAACAACUACUACGAGUGUGUCCCUAACACUGCUAUUUGUAACAAUACGGCCGAGUGUUCUGACAAAAGUGACGAGUUUGAUUGUGGUUGUGGGGGAAGUAUAUAUAUCACCCAAGGUCUGACAUAUGCUGUGACGUCGCCGGGAUACCCCGGUAACUAUGGUAACGACGACUACUGUGUGUGGAACAUUUCUUCCGGUAUUGGGGCCAAUAUAAUCACUCAAUUCGAUUACUUUAAUACGGAGACGUCGUUUGACUACAUAAGCAUUGGUCAUGGAACAAAUCCGUCUGACCUGUCAACCCGUGUAAUAUACCAAUCAGGGCCAACAGCUCCAGACAACUGGAGAUCACCUACAAAUGACGUAUGGGUCAAAUGGGAAUCCGACGGCAGUGUUACCAGAAAUGGCUGGCUGUUAAGUCUAAUAGCACAAGAAGCUUGCUACGAAACCGUUACUCUGGACAUUAAUGACGUUCAUUCUAUCACUUCACCUGACUACCCGUCGUCUUACAGUGACUUAUUAUACUGCGUGUGGAUCGUACAAGCAGAUGAAACACGAUCAAUCAAUGUACAUUUCAUUGAUUUCAACAUACGUUCUAACAGAGACUACUUUAGUGGAGGUGUUGGUGAUGACCCGGAAGAUUCAUCAACGCAAGCGUUUGUUUAUUCCGGUAAUACAUUGCCACAAGAUUGGUACUCUGAAAGUACCAAGAUAUGGCUUCGCUUUACUACAGACGGUGCCUACAGCAGACUAAAUGAAGGAUUUCACGUUGAAUUACAAGAUGAUUUUUACUGUGAGAAUAUUGGGAUACCGCAGUGCGAGAAUCAUCUUCCUUAUGGUGGAUCCACUUUUUAUAGUCAUUUGGGACUGUCACGUGAACAAGCAAUGGAUAGGAUGGAUAAGAUGGCGGACAUAGAAGGCUGUCACGAACACAUCGAAUUAUUCAUGUGUUCGCUGUUGUCCCCUCAGUGUGGGAUAAAUGGUACAUAUAGACAACCGUGCAAGGCUUUCUGUGACGACGUUGAACUGAUGUGCGCGUUGUCGUACGAGGAGUACGGAUAUGGCUGGCCCGUUAACUGUACAUAUAUGCCAACUUCAGAUGAGAGACCGGAUUGUGUUAGGAUAUCUCCUUGUUUGAAUAAUCCUUGUCUACAUGGCGGAACGUGCUUACCAGUAGAUGAACUAAAUAGCACAUGUAUUUGUUCUGGAGGUUAUACAGGAGAAUUGUGUGAAAUAGUUGUCACAAACUGGGCAAAUUUAGUCUUCGGCUAUGAAGUUAUUAUAUCUGCUCCUUUCGAUUUGAAGGGUAUGAGCCUUUAUUCCGAGUUUCGUCUUAGCAGCACUAUGAUUUGGUUUUUUGAUUGUGAAUGCAGCGACAUUACCAUUGAGGUCUGUAGAAGUUUACCUCUAAACAUGGCUAGAUUGACAAAGUACUUACCAAGCGCCGACCGCUCUAGUAGUGUACGACAUCUUGAACAAUUCUUAAUGAACAUGAGAUAUAACAGAGCUGGGACGCCAUGUCAUCCGCACAUGGACUACUUCAUGUGUGCUCUUUUCGCCCCAGACUGCAGCGAAGACGGCUUUUACCGACCGCCAUGCAAGUAUUUCUGUGAGGACGUCCGGCGAACCUGUGAAUCAACGUUUAACAAUGGAGGAAUACAAUGGCCAGUAGAAUGCGACUUGCUUCCAUUCAGCAAUGAUACGUCCAUAUGUGUUGUGAAUCCAACUGAGAGCGAGUUUUGUGGGACCACACCAGCAGAGUCAAACCGUAUUGUUGGAGGCUCUGACGCAUCGCUAGGAACCUAUCCGUGGCAGGUGUCUUUACACGAAUAUGGUAGCCACAUUUGUGGCGCCGUAGUAAUUAACGAAAACUGGAUAGCAACGGCUGCUCACUGUGUGGUCAGUUCGUCUCCUUAUGAUCUCGAAGUACGCAUGGGAUUUAUAUCACAACAAGCUGGGUCGGUACAUGAAUACCGAACUGGAGUGCAUAGUGUAUUUGUACAUCCUAGUUACAAUAAUUAUCUAAGCAGUAAUGACUUCGCGCUGCUUUACGUUGACACACCGAUAAUAUACUCUGACUAUAUAAGACCUGCUUGUCUUCCACCAAGUGGUGACUCCACGUUCUUUAAUGACGGUGAAGUGUGUGCUAUUUCUGGUUGGGGAGAAACGUACUCGGGUGGGACACCUGACAUUUUACAGGAAGCGACCGUGCCACUGGUCAAUCAACAGACAUGCAACAGUAGAUACGAUGGUGAUGUGACUGAAUCGAUGAUAUGCGCCGGAUAUUUAGAUGUCGGUGGAAUAGAUUCGUGUUAUGGUGACAGUGGUGGUCCAUUGGUGUGCCAGAAAUCCAAUGGCCGGUGGUAUCUUGCCGGGCUGACAAGCUGGGGAAAUGGCUGUGCCGAUUCGUACUAUCCCGGUGUAUAUGCACGUAUAACGCAUGGAAGAUCUUGGAUUGAUGAAAUAAUGUCAACAGAGCCAUAAGAACGAUGAACACACAGAAACAAG
This is a messenger RNA of Saccoglossus kowalevskii, 4107 nucleotides long. RefSeq lists its product as uncharacterized. Gene Ontology annotation, molecular function: serine-type endopeptidase activity; protein binding; calcium ion binding. Lineage: Eukaryota; Metazoa; Hemichordata; Enteropneusta; Harrimaniidae. Gene Ontology annotation, biological process: proteolysis. The record is from RefSeq and is a predicted model, not a curated record.